CACAUAGGAGGCAGUUUAAUGAUUUGUUUAAGCACGAAAGCGCUGACGGGGAAGCGGAGGACACACAUUUUUGGGCCUCCAGCAGCCUUUACAAAUGAUCUCACAUUAUUCAAAGAUGCCCACCUGCUAGGCACAGAGUGAGGGAGAGAGAGAGAGGAGAGACAGAGAGAUGAAAGAUUAUUUAUUUCUCAUGGGUGGGAGACAGUGAGAGAGUGAGUGAGUGGGAGGGAGGGAGGGCGGCAGUCAGAAGCAAGCAAACUAAUUCUUACCGAAGAACAGACAGUCGUGCCAGAGCAGGAGCUGCUUACGCUCAGUUCACCUCUCAGACGCUGUCGGUACAUCAGCAACCAAAAAAAGAAAAUAAGAAAUUAGUCUUAUUUGUCUUGUCUUCGACUCCUAAGUAGGAGCAGACUUUCCAUUUUGGACAGGAGGGGGCUGCAAACACACGCACCCGCACUUCUCCAGAGACGCAACAACUCAAGGUGAAUGCCGUCAUGCCAUUUGGGUGCCUUGCCCUGCGAGAUGGGCGGACUUACGAUAGCAUAUCUGAUGUCACAGACAAAUAUGAGAUUGGACAAGUCCUCCGAGCGAAGGAGUUCUGCGAGCUGUGCCUGGCUAAGGACAGACAAACAGACAAGGUGUUUGUCUGCAAGAAAUUCCUCAAGAAAGACGGCAGAAAAGUCCGCAAGGCUGCCAAGAACGAAAUCAUGAUCCUGAAACUGGUCAACCACCCAAACAUCCUUCAGCUGAUAGAUACAUUUGAGACGCGGAAAGAAUACUUCAUCAUCCAGGAACUCGCCACAGGAGGAGAUGUAUUCGACUGGAUUCUGGACCAGGGGAAUUAUACGGAGAGAGAUGCUUCCAACGUCAUCAGACAAGUCCUUGAAGCUGUGGCGUACUUGCACUCCCUCAACAUAGUUCACAGGAACCUGAAGCUGGAAAACCUGAUGUACUACACAGAAAACAACCAUAACAAAGUAGUUCUACGAGAUUUCUACCUGUCCAGAUUUGAAAAUGGACCCAUCACAGAGCCAUGUGGAACUCCAGAAUAUCUGGCUCCUGAAGUGGUGGCUCGUCACCGGUAUGGCCGUCCUGUGGACUGCUGGGCUGUGGGUGUCAUCAUGUUCAUACUCUUAUCAGGUAACCCUCCUUUUUAUGAUGAAACAGAGGAGGAGAACACAGAUCUGCAUAAUCGCAUUAUCUUCUGUCGCAUUGUUGCUGGCGACUUUGAGUUUGAUUCGCCCUACUGGGAUGACAUUUCACCUGCAGCUAAAGAGCUUGUCUGUCGGCUUAUGGAAGUGGACCAGAUGCUGAGAAUCACAGCACAAGAUGCUCUUUGGCAUGAAUGGAUUGCAGGCAACGGUGCAUCAGAGAAGAACCUGAAGGAUGGUGUGUGUGCCCAGUUUGAGAAGAAUUUCGCAAAGGCCAAAUGGAGGAAAGCAAUCCGUGUCACCACCUUCAUGCAGCGACUGAAGAACUCAGAGGCACUGAUUGACAGUUCAGCUGAGGUUCAGGGUGGUGAGGAGGCAGGAGAUGGUGAAGGGGGUGUUUCCCAAGGGACAAGUGAUGAGGGAGAUAAAGGGACAAGUGAUGGAGCGGUGACGUCAAGUAGUGUGUCUUUAGAGGUUACUGUUGAGAAUACGCCAGCAGGUGUGGACCAGGAUGAGGGGACAACUAAGGUAGGAGAAAAACAGGGUGAGGUACAGUCAUCUAUUGGCCCAUCUGUAGGAGUUUCCCCCUUAGAUAUUCAGGACUUUCUCGGGCAAUCAAAUGCAGCCCCCAAAGUUGUACUGGAGGACAAGGUUAGUGCAAGAAAGGGAGCAGGGGAUGGAACUAGGAAAAUGGCUGCCAAUUUAGGUCAGAAUAAAGUUGUUCCAGAAACCAAACAGACCCCUGAAACCUCAAAGCUGUUUGACAGUUCAUCGGGCACUAAUCUUGAUAAAAAACACACAAUGGCCUCCCCCGAUCCCAGCAGCAAGCGUAAAAUGGCUGCAACACUUCAUGGUCCUCCACCUACAGCACCUGCUGUCGCCUCAACCUCACCACACAAAAGACCGGCCACGCAAAGCGAGCAGAAGGACGAAGCUGAUGGGAGUUGGUGUCAAACGCAAGUACCCGAGGCAGUAGCAGAGAGGUCAGUGGCAGUACCAGGCAGUCCAGCAAUGGGGCCCGGAGCUGGAGUGGAUGUAGGACUAGGAGUUAGAUUACGGGGUGAUGCUAGUCCCAGUGGUAGAAGGGAUAGAGAUGCCAGGAGGACAGAUAGACACAGUGCUGAGUUUAGCCUGGCCAGGGCAGGUGUUGCACCAGGACAGGGUUGUUAUGCAGUGGGUAGCUCUGCUAGUCUGGGUCGCCAUGCCACGCCAUACAAUCCAGAAGUUGGGGCUGUGGGGAUGGGCAUUGCAGGGGCCUACGGGAGUCCAUAUAGUACACUGUAUACGAGUGGAGGAGGGAUGGGGAUGUACGGGACCGGGCUGCCGCAUGCAGGAGGGGGAAGCAGCACUACGAGCGACUGGCAGAUGGACAGCGUGAUCGAGCAGAUAGAAAAGCAAAUGGCCGCCGUGCUGGAGAAGAUCGAGGGAGACAUGCCCUCGCUGCUGGAGCAAAUCAGUGACUGCCCUGCUGAACCAUCACGUGCCCGGAGCACGCACGCCUCCCCCGCCACCUCCCGUGCACGCCCCUCACAACGCCCCUCAGCCGCCACCUCGUCCACUCCUCCGCCCCUUCCCACCUCUCCCAGACCUGCACUGCCGUCUCUCCCUCGCCUUACUAUCCCUCCUCCCUCCUACCCCCCACCCUCUCCACCCACACAGACCUCACCCCAGGCUGUGGGAGAGCAGGAAGACAUGGAUGGACAAAGGGGUGCUGCUCAUCCCAGCCAGUCGUCCAGAGCUGGGAUGGGUAGGGGGCUAUGAAUCGCGUGCGCAUGAUGCAUACACCGAUGCAAAAACACCUGGAACACUGCAUUUAUCAUUUAAACUUGGGAGUUUAAUGACUUUGUCUCACCCAGAAGUAUCAUCCACUCGCUCCUCACAAGAAAAGUAACCAUACAGUGUUGUCUGGUUUGACUGUGUGUUCAUACCAGUUGACUGUUUACCCCCACUGGCAUUCAGACACUCUUAUGACUGGAGUCUAGGGGGACUGAAGUACUGCAUCUCUCUCUGAACGCUAGAUCUCAAAGGCUUGUUUAUAUUUCAAAUCUAGACUGUGUGCCUAAAUGUUCACCACAAAACCACCUCAUACUGGGAUCCAAACACUCUGCACAAAUUAUGAAGUACAAGUAGGAAACAGUGUGAUACAUCUCUUAACUAAUAGAGAUAACAACUGAGCAAGGGUUGAUUUGAAUUCCCUACUAACUGUAAAUACAUACAAAACACUAGGUUCCUUAUUCUUUGCUCCCACAAUAUAAACUUCCUCAUAUACAAAAGGACAUUUACUUUUUUUUUUAGAGCAGCUGAUCCCAUUUCGUUAUUUUUUAGUUCCUUUUCAUUUAUGUAGCUAUUCAUUCUAUUAUGAGGCUUGGAGUUACACGGUUGUACAGAAAUUUUGUGAAACUGAACUGAUCAACCCAUUCCACAGGCUGCUGGAAAUUGAGAUUUCUUUAAUUGUAUAGUGUAUUGAAACUUGAAUUGUUACUCAAGAGUCUUGUGAGUUGCUCCACAUCUGUCGGAGAGCUGGGGGGGAAAGAAAAUCUUUAGAUGCAAGAUACUGUACAAAGGCUUUGCAAUAACAUAACACAAAUAUACAUUUUUUUCUUCCUUUUUCAAAGUUCUCCAACAAUCUUGCUCGUAAAGUUUGUUUUUUGUUUCUCUCCAGUUUUGUUGGCACAUUUAUUUGGUAGGCUUACUGUUAAUUGGACAGUCCUGUCUAUUUGCACCUUUUUAAUCAUAAAUGUCCUUUUGAAUUUCAUUCUGCUUUUGGGUGUAUGUAAAACCAGGUACUGUGCUUUUCUCCUGAACAAGUCUAGACCUCCACUAUUCUGUCACUAUGUAAACUGUGCUCUGUUUGCAAGUCUUUCAAUAAAAAUUAAAAAAAAAAAGAA
Molecule: messenger RNA, 4039 nt
Organism: Amphiprion ocellaris (clown anemonefish)
Lineage: Eukaryota; Metazoa; Chordata; Actinopteri; Pomacentridae
Gene: camkvl
Product: CaM kinase-like vesicle-associated, like
Exons: 11
Coding region: 495-2912 (805 amino acids)
Biological process (GO): peptidyl-serine phosphorylation
Cellular component (GO): intracellular anatomical structure
Molecular function (GO): calmodulin binding; calcium/calmodulin-dependent protein kinase activity; ATP binding
Source: RefSeq, a predicted model, not a curated record